CACUCACUCUUCCCUGAUCCCUCUCCUUCUCUCUCUCUCUCCUGCUCCCUCAACUACGACGGCGAGGGGAUAGACGAGGCUUCAACCACGGUGGAGGUUGACGGGGCUGACAGAGGCUCAGCGGGACUGCCGGAGGCUCGACGACGUGGACUCGGAGACUCGUUGGUGCAGGUAAAGAUCUCUCUCUCUCUCGUUCUGUUGGUGGGUGAAAGAUUAAUAUUAAUAUAUAAUAAUAAUAUUACACGAUUCAACAAUGGCGGAGAUCACAUGCGAGUGCGACAAUGUCCCACCUUCUAAAUACCAGUGCCAAGCUCUACUUUGCCCCCAGAGCCCAUUUCUUUACCUCUUCUUCUAGCUUUGCUCGUAACCCUUUUCUCUGAAUCCCUUCUUCCAUUCCAAAGCCCCUUUCUCCUCUCGUUGCUAGGGUCUCUCUUUCUUCUAAAGCUUCCAAUCCCACCAUGGGAGACUCUGCCGAUGCUGGAAUGGACGCUGUCCAGAGACGCCUUAUGUUUGAGGACGAAUGCAUUCUAGUGGAUGAGAAUGACCGGGUUGUUGGUCAUGAUACAAAAUAUAAUUGUCACUUGAUGGAAAAGAUUGAAAAGGAAAAUUUGCUGCACAGGGCUUUCAGUGUGUUUUUGUUCAACUCGAAAUACGAGUUGCUUCUUCAGGUAUUUCUUACAAUAUUUGAGGGACAUUAAGCUAUAUGAUUUGCC
Messenger RNA from Humulus lupulus (European hop), 713 nucleotides. RefSeq names its product isopentenyl-diphosphate Delta-isomerase I, chloroplastic-like. The record is from RefSeq and is a predicted model, not a curated record. Gene Ontology annotation, cellular component: cytoplasm. Gene Ontology annotation, biological process: isopentenyl diphosphate biosynthetic process. Gene Ontology annotation, molecular function: isopentenyl-diphosphate delta-isomerase activity. The coding region runs from base 459 to 698 and encodes 79 amino acids. NCBI's taxonomy places the organism in Eukaryota, Viridiplantae, Streptophyta, Magnoliopsida, Rosales, Cannabaceae. The transcript is spliced from 3 exons.